Bombus terrestris (buff-tailed bumblebee) is the source of this 1551-nucleotide messenger RNA. Its product is annotated as lymphokine-activated killer T-cell-originated protein kinase. Gene Ontology annotation, cellular component: cytoplasm. The record is from RefSeq and is a predicted model, not a curated record. Bases 351 to 1382 code for a protein of 343 amino acids. The transcript has 7 exons. Gene Ontology annotation, molecular function: ATP binding; protein serine/threonine kinase activity. Gene Ontology annotation, biological process: protein phosphorylation. Lineage: Eukaryota; Metazoa; Arthropoda; Insecta; Hymenoptera; Apidae.
GUGAGCUUCAAAUUUCAUCGAUAUCCAAAAGCGUUUCUGAAAAAACGAACAGUUAUUUCAAGCAGAAAGCAUCAUUAGAGGAAUCCUUUACACCCGAUAGAGUGUCUACUCAAGCGACUAACGAAAAUGCAAAGCCGUAGAGUAAACUUGGUGCGCUUUUUUAUGGUAAACAAUAAUAGUAAUUUAACACGCAAGUGUAAAAUGUUAUAAAUAAUUUUUAAAAUUAUUAUUUUUUGCAUAAUUGGUGGAUAUAAAAAAGUAAUUCAAGAAAUACAGAAAAGAUGUUGAUAUUAUCAGAGCUGAUAUUAUUAACUUUCUUUCUGUCAUAGUCCAUAAGAAACAGUAGUACAAUGAGUGAAUUUAAGACACCGACAACGAAGAGGUAUAAAAGUAGGCUACAAAAUAACCCAGAAUUGCAAACGCCUAUUAAAAUACCAGCUUCACCGUUUUUAGAGAAAAUAGGUUAUGGAUGCGGUGUUAACGUAUUUAGUCUGGAACGAUCUCCAAAAGUUGGUUUUAUCCGAUCUCCAUGGGCGAUAAAAAAACGUAACUGCAAAAUUAAGGAAAAUAAAAAAUAUAAUGAACGCAUUCGAUUCGAAGCAGAAGUACUUCGUAAAUUAAAUCAUCCGAACAUUGUUGGUUUUCGGGCUUUUACGGAACUUUCAAAUGGCGAGCCAUGCUUGGCAAUGGAAAAAUUAGACGCUUCUUUAGGUGAUAAGAUAGAAGAAAGACUCGAAGCUGGUGAUGAUCCAUUUCCUGCUAAAGACAUUUUAAAAAUAACAUAUGAAAUUGUUAAAGGAUUAGAAUAUUUGCAUCAUACUGCCCAUAUUUUACAUGGUGAUAUAAAAAGUUAUAAUGUGUUAGUUUCUGCAGAUUAUAAAACUGUUAAGCUAUGUGAUUUUGGUGUGUCUUUGCCGCUUACAAAUAGUUUAGAAAUGUGUACUUCAAAUGAAAACUUCACAUAUGUGGGAACAGAGUGUUGGAGUGCACCUGAAAUAAUAUUUGAGAAUGGUCCUGUUACAAAUAAAGCAGAUAUUUGGGCAUGUGGUCUUGUAGUUUGGGAGAUGAUAGCCUUAUCAUCACCUCAUGUAGAAUCCUCAGAAAUGGAUGAAUCCUGCUUAGAUGAUUCAAUGUUAGAAAUGCAGAUGAAUGGCAAUACAAAAACAAAUGAACAUGAUAUAAAUAUAGAUGAUGAUAAUAGUUUUCUUAAUGAAAUAUGCAAUAAAAAUUAUGGUACUCGUCCUGCAUUACCUGCUAUUAAUCUAGGAAAAGAAUAUGAGAGAGUACUUGAAGUAUUUUUUGCAUGCACUACUGCAGACUAUAAAGUGAGGCCUAGUGCAAAAGGUCUUGAUAAUUAUUUUAAAAAUUAUGUAUAUAAAUAAUAUAUAAAUAUAUACAUUACUGCUUUUAAUACUUUUUAAAUAAACAAUUUUAUGAAUGUUAUAACUUGAUAUAGCUGUGAAUCAGAUUAAUGACAUGUAACAACUGUUUUUAUUUAUCUAAAUAUACUGAUUUUUAUUACUUUCAUAAUAAAUAUCUUCAAUUUCAUUU